This is a messenger RNA of Epinephelus moara (kelp grouper), 1026 nucleotides long. RefSeq names its product chromosome 20 C11orf58 homolog (gene c20h11orf58). Lineage: Eukaryota; Metazoa; Chordata; Actinopteri; Perciformes; Serranidae. The record is from RefSeq and is a predicted model, not a curated record. The coding region runs from base 111 to 641 and encodes 176 amino acids. The transcript has 5 exons.
GUGACGACACGGAGGCUCCAUCCAUGUUGUUGAUAGAUGCAGUUAGCCUGUGAGAGGUGAAAUGAUAUCUUACUGAGAGUUUUCUGACAUUGUUGGAACAUCUUGAGGUCAUGAUGAGUUCUCCGGAGGACAGACACGGAACCAAAAGACCCGCCUCUCCUGCUGACGACGGGUCCACACAGUGGGCGUCAGCUGAUCUGGGAAGCAACGAGAGGAAGCAGAAGUUUUUACGUUUGAUGGGAGCUGGAAAGAAGGAACACACUGGGCGUCUCGUCAUCGGAGACCACAAGUCCACUUCCCACUUCCGCACUGGACAGGAAGAUAAGAAGAUGAACGAGCAGCUGGAGCAGCAGUACCAGCAGAGCAUGGACGGGAAGCUGUCGGGACGGAACCGGAGACACUGUGGGCUGGGUUUCAGUGAGCCUGAGCCACAGUCUUGUCCGUCCCCACCUGUGGACAAUCAGACAAAAGCAAUAGAGUCAGACAAGUCCACCAAUGAGAAAGAGCCCACAGACGCCCAGGACGCAGGCAGAGACCCCGCCCCAAAGGAACAGACCUCAGAUCAGGCCGACAGCAGCUCACACAGCGAGGACGAAGAACGGAAACACAACUUCAAAAUGACCUUUGUGAAGUCAGUGUAGAGCUGAGGGGGGUGGGGUGGGGGGGGGGGCAGGGGGGUGGGACGAGUUUUUGUAAUCUCAAAUUUGUACAUUUGAUUUGUUGAACUGUCGGCGAUCAUUUUGUCUCCACACAAACACUCAUCCUCAUCAUCCUCAUCCUCAUCAUGGAGCGACAGCCUGGUCUUAUGUCGUCAGAGAAUAAAAAGUUUCUGUUUGAGUUGUGUCAGCAAAGUCUAGAAGCGUCUGGCCGAGUGAUGUCAGGUUGAGACUGUCCACUUUAGAUUUAGUUUUUGUUUUAACAGUCGUGUUGGAUGAAACAGGAUUAUUGUUCUGCAGCAUUAUCGAUACACACGUUGUUGAUAUUGUGAACUCUUGUUUGAAACCAGUAAAGGGAAGUGUCUGUUGU